Molecule: messenger RNA, 1398 nt
Organism: Paramecium sonneborni
Lineage: Eukaryota; Ciliophora; Oligohymenophorea; Peniculida; Parameciidae
Source: the annotation of a GenBank genome assembly
GAGCAAUGCAAGCUUUUACAAAACAUAUUUUUAGGAGAAUAGCAUUAGCCCCCUCUCCUUUUUUUGCUUUCUCAUCUAAAAAGGAUUUGUAUGGUAAUUCUCUAUUUAAACAUUUAGAAUUAUUGGGAGUACCUAGAAAUGCAUCCUAAAAUGAUAUUAAAAAAGCCUAUUAUGGUUUAGCAAAGAAGUAUCAUCCUGAUGCAAAUCCAUCAAAGGAUGCAAAAGAGAAGUUUGCUGAAAUAAAUAAGUAAGAAUUAUCUUUUCUAAUUUAAGUGCAUAUGAAACAUUGUCUGAUGAGAAUAAAAGAAGAGUUUAUGAUUAAGUAGGAAUGACAGGGGAUGAACAAUAAUAGGCUGGAGCUUAGGAUCCUUUUGCAGCCUAUAGUAGUUUCUUUAGAUAAGGAGCAAGAGGAGGGAGAGCAUAAGAUUUUGAAUUCGAUGAAUCAAUAUUUGGUGAUUUUGCAUCCUUUUUUAAUAUGGGAGCAGAAGGUGAAAGAACUUUAAAAGGAGCUGAUAUUCAUGUGCAAUUGGAAGUUUCAUUUAUGGAUAGUGUUUAAGGAUCUCAAUAGACAAUUUAAUUUGAGAAAGUAGGUACUUGUACUACUUGUAAUGGUACAAAAUGUAAACCUGGAACUGCACCUGGAAGAUGUACAAAUUGUGGUGGAAGAGGGUCAAUUAAUUAUAGAUAGGGAAGUAUGACAAUUUAGAUGGCAUGUAGUAAAUGCAGAGGAACAGGGAUAUCAAUUUAAAAUCCAUGUAUUCAUUUUAUUUAAUUAUUUUUAAAGGUACAUCUUGUAAAGGAAUGGGUAUUUAAAAAUAAUCUACAACUGAAACUCUUAAUAUACCAAAAGGAAUAGCUGAUGGUUAAAAUCUAAGAAUAACUGGCAAAGGAAAUGUUGGAGAAAAUGGAGGAAAAUCAGGGGAUCUCAUUGUAAAGGUAUCCGUCAAACCUGAUCCAUAUUAUAAAAGAGAUGGUUAUGAUUUAAUUACAAAUACUUAUAUUUCUAUUGCUUAAGCUGUUUUAGGAGAUACAAUUAAAGUUAAAACCUUGAAUGGAGAUAAACAAGUCUCUAUUAAACCAGGAUGUUAGGAUGGAGAGAAAAUGAGACUGAGUGGCUUAGUAUAUGAUAUUUUAAAAUAUUAUAGGGUAUUAACAAAUUGGCACCCAACUAAAAUUAAAAAGGUGAUUAAGUCUUAAAUUUUAAAAUAUAAAUACCAACCAAAUUAAGUGAUAAAUAAAGAGAGAUAUUCUAAGAAUUAGCUAAAGUAUUUAAUGUUACUUAUAUUUAUAGUUGGAAAAAACAUAAUCUUAAGAUCAUGUAUCAUAAUAAUAGGAUGGAGUCUUUGAUAAAGUUAAGAAUGUUUUCCAUAAAUGAGAUUGUUAAAUUGUUUAUAAAGA